AUGUGGAAAUUACAGCGGUGGUCAGAUUUGGAGCCGGGUAGAUGUGCCACCGUGGACUAUCAAAUCUCUGCCAAGUCUCCACCACAGCCACUCUGCCCCAUAGCUCUUCCACAGGUGGCCUACUCUUCCUGUCUCUCAUGGGAGGGGGGCUUCAGGUUUUACUUUAUCUGGGCAGCUCGAGUGUUCUACUUUCUACUGUGCAUCACGACAGUUACACUGCAAACCUUCGCCAUUCAUUGGCCUCACUGGGGAAGAUGUCCUGACCUAUCUGUCAAGCAGGACUUUAGUCUUAUUGCUUACAAAGGUCCGUGGUUCGAGCAAGCUGGUUAUAACACUGAGUCUGUGGAGGGAGACAAGAGAUGUGUCUCAGCUCUGUACUACAUAGACGACGACAUGUUCUACGUACAAAACCGCGGGAUCGACAACAGGAACAACAAAUGGGGUGGAGUCAAUGGAACGGCUAAGUUCACGAAUCCGGCAAAAAAAGAAGCUAAGCUAACCGUAUCUUUCAAAUUUGGCUGGUUGACUGUGAACGGCCCCUACUGGGUGUUGGACACCGACUACAACACGUACUCCGUCGUUUAUACUUGUGAAAACUUCUUGUUUCUAUUUCAUCAUUAUACGGUGUGGCUUCUUAGUCGCAACAGGUCUCUCUCGACGGUUACUCAACAACAGCUGUUCUACAACGCCACCUACUCAGUCCUCACCGAACGUAAAUUACCAUCAGCUCUCAUUCAGAAAGCUGACCAAACAAAUUGCAAUGUUUAAAAAUACAUAGUUUAUUACUUGUUUUGCCACAGAUGAUUAAAGCAGCUAAUAUCAUACGUCGUGUUUUCAUAGUUUUUAUUGUAAGUCUAAAGUACGAAGUCUAAGUAAGAAUUGCACUUUUCAUAUUUUAAUACGUACUCAUGAACACAUUAAUUCGAUUGUAAAACAAAGAUUUUAGAUUUAUAAUUAAUUGUUUACCUUAGUUUUAAGUUUAUACUAUGGUAUGGAAAUUUGUAAACUUGGCAAUAUUUUAAACAAAUAAAUCCAAAUAUGAAACAUGAAUCAAGCGAUGUCAACCAUACAGAUAAAUGUAAUACAGUGCAAUAUUGGUAA
Messenger RNA from Macrosteles quadrilineatus (aster leafhopper), 1101 nucleotides. Its product is annotated as apolipoprotein D-like. Bases 1 to 768 code for a protein of 255 amino acids. The record is from RefSeq and is a predicted model, not a curated record. The transcript is spliced from 6 exons. Lineage: Eukaryota; Metazoa; Arthropoda; Insecta; Hemiptera; Cicadellidae. Gene Ontology annotation, molecular function: pigment binding.